UCUUAAAAAUGGAAAAGUCUGAAACAGAGGUGAAUGGCACAAAAAUUGAAGUGGAAAGGGACAGUUAUUAUUUGCGGAUUUUUCAAUCCACGUUAAACUUAAUAGCUCACUUAUUAAUCGGUGCUGUGGUUGGAAUUUGCAUCAUAUUCGCAUUUCGGAAUGGAGUACCGAUGAAUACGACGAAAAAACAUGUCAUUUUGUGUGUUCUUGGUUAUCAGUUAUUAAUGGCCGAGGCAAUACUCGCGCUGUGUCCUCAUAAUGGCUGGACAGCUGGGCUAAGGUUGUUGGACAAGAGAAGAGCUCACACGGUUCUGCUAAUCAUGGGCUCAGUGCUAGCUAUUGUGGGUUCAUUACUCAUGAGUGCUCAUAAGACUGUAAAUUUUAACACAGUGCAUGGUAAAUAUGGACUGGUGGCCUUGGUAUUCACCACAGUGAGCCUUGUGAAUGGUCUAACAUCACUGUAUGGAUACGAAUUGCGUAAAUACAUACCGGAAAACUUUUCCAAAAUUCCCCACAUCAUUUUCGGCGUGAUAGCGUUUGUUUCGUCUCUAAUAUGUCUAUGUUACGGUUUGGAUUAUGACUCUUUCAAGGAAUGGUCUAGCCGAGUGGGGGCGCCAUAUGGAUGCGCUUAUACUGUCAUGGGACUGGCCGCUGCAUAUACUUUCAUUAUAAUAAUAAACCCAGUGAUCACCGCAUUCAAUAAAUCCAAGCGUAUGUACACAAUUAUGAAGCUGUAAUUGUUCCUAUUUUGAAUCUCAAAGUUCGUUUAAUUUACAGGGUUAUAUCGAAUUAUUGUACCAGUUAUUGAUUAAUUAAUAUCUCUAAAUGA
This is a messenger RNA of Bicyclus anynana (squinting bush brown), 829 nucleotides long. RefSeq lists its product as uncharacterized. Gene Ontology annotation, molecular function: transmembrane monodehydroascorbate reductase activity. The transcript is spliced from 3 exons. Bases 9 to 737 code for a protein of 242 amino acids. NCBI's taxonomy places the organism in Eukaryota, Metazoa, Arthropoda, Insecta, Lepidoptera, Nymphalidae. The record is from RefSeq and is a predicted model, not a curated record.